AUGGCGCCAACAGAGACAACCGUCUCUCAAAGCACAUCACCAAGCCCGAAUCAGUCAUCAUCCGAGCAUAUCACCGAUGCAACGCCGGAGCAGUCAAAGUCGUCUGAAGAGGCUCAACCUGAGAGUGCCCAGAAUCAGUCCACGGGCCCAUCUACUGCCGGGCAUCUUCAGCAGACCGCUAGUAAUUCGAGUGAGCUCACAGGCCCGGCUACGGAGGAGUUUCUUCGAGCCAGCAACGGCGGCAGGUAA
Messenger RNA from Venustampulla echinocandica, 249 nucleotides. RefSeq lists its product as uncharacterized. The coding region runs from base 1 to 249 and encodes 82 amino acids. NCBI's taxonomy places the organism in Eukaryota, Fungi, Ascomycota, Leotiomycetes, Helotiales, Pleuroascaceae. The record is from RefSeq and is a predicted model, not a curated record. The transcript has a single exon.